This is a messenger RNA of Chroicocephalus ridibundus (black-headed gull), 1264 nucleotides long. RefSeq names its product gap junction protein beta 1 (gene GJB1). The record is from RefSeq and is a predicted model, not a curated record. Gene Ontology annotation, biological process: cell-cell signaling. The transcript is spliced from 3 exons. Gene Ontology annotation, cellular component: connexin complex. Gene Ontology annotation, molecular function: gap junction channel activity. Lineage: Eukaryota; Metazoa; Chordata; Aves; Charadriiformes; Laridae. Bases 284 to 1120 code for a protein of 278 amino acids.
GCGGUGUUGACUUGGCAGGGAACAAGUCCUGGAAGGAGGGAGGCUGUCUGGGAGGGGGUGGGUGACGUGCGGCAGGGUAGUAUAAAGUCCAGGGUGCUGCGCUCCAGCCUGAGGUCACUGCACUCCCCAAGAGCUUUGCCUGUCCAGGUGCUGAGUGCAGGGCAGUGGCGGAUAGAGACGAGGGCAGGCGGAGCAGAGCUCUCCUGCGGGAAUCAUGAGACCUUAGAGGGGCCAUUGGGGGCAGCUCGCAAGGACCCUUCCUCACCGGCAGACGUGAGGAACGAUGAACUGGGCUGGCCUCUACACGGUGCUGAGCGGGGUGAACCGCCACUCCACUGCCAUUGGGCGCAUCUGGCUCUCCGUCAUCUUCAUCUUCCGCAUAAUGGUGCUGGUGGUGGCAGCUGAGAGCGUCUGGGGGGACGAGAAAUCUGCCUUCACCUGCAACACCCAGCAGCCCGGCUGCAACAGCGUCUGCUACGACCACUUUUUCCCCAUCUCCCACAUCCGCUUGUGGGCCCUGCAGCUCAUCCUCGUCACCACCCCGGCCCUCCUUGUGGCCAUGCACGUGGCCUACCAGCAGCACCAGGAGAAGAAGCUGCUGGUGCUGACAGGGCAUGCAGACCCCAAGCACAUGGAGGAGGUGAAGAAGCACAAGAUGCGCAUAUCAGGUUCGCUGUGGUGGACGUACGUCUGCAGCGUGGUCUUCAGGCUGCUCUUCGAGGCCGUGUUCAUGUACAUCUUCUACAUGCUCUACCCGGGCUACCAGAUGGUGCGGCUGGUCAAGUGUGAGGCUUAUCCCUGCCCCAACACCGUCGACUGCUUCAUCUCCCGACCCACCGAGAAGACCAUCUUCACUGUCUUCAUGCUGGUCACCUCCAGCAUUUGCAUUGUCCUCAACAUGGCGGAGCUGGUCUACCUGGUGGUGCGGGCCUGUGUCCGCCGAGGCCAGCACAACUCCAACCCCUCAUCGGGGAAGGGCUCCUUCUACGGGCACAAGCUCUCUGAGUACAAGCAGAAUGAGAUCAACCAGCUACUGACGGAGCAGGACGGCUCCCUCAAGGACAUGUUGCGCCGCAACCCUGGGCUGCAGGAGAAGGGUGACCGCUGCUCCGCCUGCUAGGGCCAGCGCCAUGGGGGCCCCAGCCCUUGCCCCCGCCCCAUGGCCCUGUGCUGUCCCUGUCCCAUGGAUAGCAUCCCCCGGGCGCCGGUCUGGCCCUCCCAGGCGGCCAGGAGGGCAUCUCGGGCCAUUAAAUCUCCAUUCUCA